CAGCCGUCCAGCGCGCGCCGCAUCACACACUUCUUGCUGCCCUGACCACUCUCUCUUCGUUGUCUCUUCAUGGCUCUGCGCAACUAGAGUCUGCGUCAAUACAAUGACCACUAAAGGUAACCCAGGAGUUGUGUACGUUGCAGAUCCGAAGCUUCUUGCCUGCAGCAAUGCAGUACCAAUUUUGAAACAUAGGGCAACCUUAGUUCAUCAUCUCAUAAGUGCCUAUGGACUUCAAAGUAAGAUGAAAGUAGUGCCAUCUGCACCAGCUACUGAAGAAGAAGUUAGAGGUUUUCAUUCUGAAGAAUAUGUCAAAUUCCUCCAAGUGGCACAACCUGAUGAUCAAGAAAUAAUAGAAGAUGAAUUUGGCUUAGGAUUUGACUGCCCAGUUAUCAACAACUUAUGGACAAUAGUGUGCCAAGUGGCUGGAGCCUCCCUCACAGCUGCUCGAGCCCUCACAACUUGCCAGGCUAAAAUUGCUAUUAACUGGUGUGGUGGGUGGCAUCAUGCUCAAAGGGAUUGUGCUGCUGGUUUUUGUUAUGUGAAUGACAUCGUUCUUGCUGUUCGACAUUUACGCACCAAGUUUGACAAGAUCUUGUAUGUUGAUCUGGACAUCCAUCAUGGAGAUGGUGUGGAGAAUGCUUUCUUCUUCAGUCCAAAGGUGGUUACAAUGUCAUUUCAUCAGUUGGAGGCAGGAUUCUUCCCUGGUACUGGAAAAUGUAAAGAUACAGGCCAAGGUAAAGGCAGAUAUUACAGUUUCAACAUCCCAUACAAAGCAGGGAUAAAUAACAAGCAGUUUGUCUACUUAAUAGAAAGUAUUCUGUACAACUUGUGUGAAGUAUACUUACCAGAUGCAGUUGUGUGUCAAUGUGGGGCUGAUGCUAUAUGUGGUGACCCACUUGGAGGAGCAAAUUUAACCCCUGAAGCUUUCAGAGCAUGUGUACGGCAUGUUCUCAACCUCAACAAGCCCACCCUCUUUCUAGGUGGAGGUGGUUACAACAAAGUGAACACAGCCAAAUUAUGGACUACUAUCACCUCUGAAAUCUUAAAUAUUCCCAUCAGUGCUGAAAUUCCAGAGCACCAGUUCUUUCCGCUGUAUGGCCCAAGCUUUGAGCUAGAAGUAACAGCAGGACUUCGGAAAAGUGAAAAUACUCAAAAGUCUUUGGAUGAAACUAUUCAAGAAGUUCAUGUGAAGUGAGCUGUGUAACUUUGAAAAUGUCUAGGAAGACCAAGGCACCCACGAAAAUUGUCUCUCUGGAGGUGAAACUUGACAUUGUGAAGCAGCAUGAGACUCCACAGAGGCUGUGUGGGAGUUAGAGUGACAUCUCCACUCCACCUUCAAGAGUCCCCUUAGCCUCGAAGGGGACAUGUAAUGUUGGCCAGGCUCUUUCUUAAUGAUGUGAGUGUUGUUUAAUUUUGUUGUAGGUAUAAAGUAUAGUAUUAUCGUAGGAAUUUUAUUUUCGGUGAUGCACGUGGGUGUCCGACUGGCUUGGAACGUAUCCCAUUGAACCUCGUGUUAUAAUGAUCCUCAUUUACGAUAUUUUGACCUGCAAUGAAUUUUUCACAAAUGUAACCCUAUUGUAAAUACUAAAUAGAGGGAUACCUGUAUAAUAUGUUCUCUUUAUAAGCUAUUACAGUAUAUACUUCCCCCAUAGGGGACCAUUGCAUUAAUGAGUUAUUCAUAAUGAGAGCCAUUUUAACUUUGGAGGAGAAAAUUUCAUUGGAAUGAGUUUUGUUCCCAAUACAGUGUCUUACUAUCUCAUCCAUGAAAAUACUGAACAAUCAUGGAGACAUUAUACAUUCUUGACAUAGAGCUAUAUGUAAUUUGUAUAGUCAUAAUAUAAUUGGAAGAAAAACAAAAGAAACAUCAACAUUGGUUGCUGAUAAGUACUUCAUUGUGCAUCGUAGCUGUAAGGGUCGAGGGGGUGGCUUGGCUUACUCUCCAGUGACUUCUGAUCAAUAAUUACUUCCUCAUUGUACUGUGACACAGAUUAGCUUCAGAGCACCAGCUUCCAUUUCAAAGGUUGAAAGAUUUAUUUUCAUGGGCUUUGAACAUGGCAUCUGCAUAAUAUGUAUUUGAACCAACAUAAGCAGAAUUUACUUUUUGUUUUCUAUCUUUAAUUUUAGCUACAGGUAUUGUGGAAAGUGACUCUUUAUCAUAAACUUACCUUGAU
Molecule: messenger RNA, 2171 nt
Organism: Homarus americanus (American lobster)
Lineage: Eukaryota; Metazoa; Arthropoda; Malacostraca; Decapoda; Nephropidae
Product: histone deacetylase 8-like
Exons: 10
Coding region: 104-1195 (363 amino acids)
Molecular function (GO): histone deacetylase activity
Source: RefSeq, a predicted model, not a curated record